GUCAAAACAUUCCUUGUUAGUUGUUAUAUUGUUCUAGGGCAAAUCCUAUAUGCCUUCUCAGAAGAACCAGCGGAAGAAAAAUCGCCGUUUCGAACAGAAAAGGAAUGAGAUCUCAUACGAGGCGAGAUUUGAGCUUGUUCGAAAAAUUGCGGAGAAAUGGGGAAAGGAGUUGAAAGUAAAUCGCACUGGGCCCACAGAUGGCGGAGCUGAGCAAUUCACUAUACUUCUUGCUUUUGGUGACAUUCCUUAUAUAGUUCUUGGCGCCAAAGGUGUUGGAAGGAGUGCCAUAGAAGCAGACUCCAAUAGCGCAUGGAAUUUGCUGUCGUUCUUUCAAGGCUUUCUUAGCCGGUCUACUAUGCAAACUUUGCGGAAAAAAUGGGCCGCUGCUGAAACAGAAAUUGGCGAGAUCGUACAGAUUUGUCGCUUAAUCGAGGAUGCUGUGAAUACUGAACAGUAUAAUCAACUUCGAACGGUACCAAUUCUCGACGCGAAUCCUCCGGAGAAAUCGUGGGCUCGACAGCUUCGUCUGGAACUGCGCAGCUUGUAUGCAAAGAAGCAGCUUCAAAGUAUGGCGGGAAAGACAACUUCUCAAGCAGCUACGAGCACCAUAUUUACGCAACAAGCACAGCUGAAGACCUUGAAGAGAAAGCUGUCUACUGUUACUAGUGACGCGGAUUCGGGUGUACCUGUAACUAAAAAGAACAAAGCCUGUCAAGCGGUAGGAAAUGGCUACAUCGAAACAGAUUGGGCAGAUGAAUAUGAUGAGGAUGGAUUGCACUUUACUUACAUAUCUCCUCUUUCUACUUCAAAUUCGUCUUCACCUAGUACGUUGUGCCUGGACGAUGAUGAUGAUGUAGAAAAUGCAUGCCAAGCUUCAACUUCUGUCACUUCAAAGGUGGAAGACUCCAAGCCAUCCUUGAACAUCUCCAGUACAUCAACCGCAUCUGUCGUCAACACUUCAGUACGUGGAGUACCCGAGCUGGUUUCUCGAGGUGCUGUUUUACAUUCAGAGAAAGACCUGACUUCACCUUCACGUUUUGAGCAAGAUUUGAUAGGAGUGCAUUUUAAUCCGGCUGCGGCACCUCUUCCCAAUCUGAUCCGACAGUACAGGGAAAAAUAUCUAAACGAGUUCAAGCUUUUAGACGAUGAAAUAUGGAAACAUUAUGAACUUAACAGACAGACUGAGGAAGUCUAUCAAUGGAAAAUGGAAGUCCGAAAUAUCCUCUUGGCCGAGUUUCGGCCGGCUUUUCCUUACCAAGCCAUCGAGUUGUUUGCUGUAGGAUCUACUGUGAAUGGUUGUGGAAGUUACAACUCAGAUAUGGAUUUAUGCCUUUGUAUACCCAUGGGUCCUGAGAACCUCUACUCCUCUGAAAGGAUGGCAGCGGUCAAAAUUCUACGUAGACUCAACACAAUCAUCAAAGGCAAACCCUCACUGCGCAAAAUAGUGAGAAGAAGCGAGGUUAUUCCAGCUAAGGUACCUAUCAUAAAAAUGACUUUGCAUCCACCAUACGAGGAGUUGGAUUUGGAUGUAAACAUUAACAAUACCGCUGGCAUCUACAAUUCUCAUCUGAUUCACUAUUAUUCUUUAAUUGACCCACGUUUCCCCGCUAUAUGUUUAUUGAUAAAGCAUUGGGCAAUCACAAAUGGUAUCGGAGAUGCCGCCACUGGCUCUUUCAACAGCUACUCUCUCAUUCUUCUAGUCCUGCAUUACUUUCAGUGUGGUGUGCAGCCAGCAGUUCUACCAAAUUUGCAGCAUGUCUAUCCUGAUGUUUUCGGAUGCACCCCUCCGCUUGGAGAGUUGAAACUAUUUCAAACACUGCAACACUUGCCGCCUAGGCCGUUAAACACACAAACAGUGGGAGAACUUCUGGUUGGCUUCUUCCACUAUUAUGCCUCAUUCGACUUUGAGAAUGUCGCCAUAUCAAUGCGAAAUGCUUGUGUCUUCUCCAGAAGAGAGCUGAAACUCGAGACACUUGUUUUUCGAGUCUUCAUCGAGGAACCUUUUGACAGGAACAAUACAGCUAGAUGUGUCACAAAAUCAUAUGUAAUGGAACGUAUUCAAAGAGCAUUCCGACAAGCAAGAGAUGUCUUCUCAAAAUCUCCACCAUCACUUCAGAGGAUAAAGGUUACUGUUUAGUAUAUCAGGGGUAUCAUACAUAUUUGCACACAUUAUGGUGCAGUGUAGAUUCGAUUAGAUAGUUCUAAUGACAGUGUUCUCCUAUUAAUCUCUUACAACUGGAUACGACAUUUGCUCAGUAAGCCUGUGUAACUAUGGUCCGAAAGUUCGCACGGGUCAGAAAGCGAAACUCGUAUAGUUGUUCUUGCCUGCUUGGAAUUCAAGAGAAGGGAACGUGGAUAUGGAACAAUUCCAUUUGUUAAUUCUCUUUCACUACCACAUCUGCAUGUUCUUGUUUUCUAGCAGGAAAUCUAAUUUCACAGCUUUCACGUUCUUUGUUUGCAUUGAUACUUGUUGAUUUCUUUGUUAGUCACUUGAAUAAAAUCAUAAACAAUC
Messenger RNA from Cylicocyclus nassatus, 2512 nucleotides. NCBI's taxonomy places the organism in Eukaryota, Metazoa, Nematoda, Chromadorea, Rhabditida, Strongylidae. The record is from the annotation of a GenBank genome assembly.